AUGGCGACGCCUCCUGUGGCUAGCUCAUCUGCUAAUGACUCGAGGCUUGGUGUGUUCUCCUUUCUUGUAGAGAAAAUCACGUUCAAGCACGCGCCGUCGCCCCAGGAGUUUAACGAGGGAGACGACGCCAUCAUCGUGUGUGACGUGUUCAGCUCGCCCCCCCCCCACAUCAUAUGGAAACACAAAGGAACCAAGAUUCAGGUGGAGAAGGACGUCCGCUUUAAGGUCCUGCCCAACAACCACCUCCAGAUCCGCGGCAUCAAGAAGACGGACGAGGGCACCUACACGUGCGAGGCCCGCAUCAUGGCGCGCGGAGAGAUCGACCUCAGGCCCAUCAGGGUGGUCAUCAACGUGCUGCCCACCAUCCGGAUCAGACACCAGGAGGUGAACGCCACCGGAGAGGGGGGGCUUUCCACCGUGCUGGCCUGCGACGCAGAUGGAUUCCCUGAGCCUAUAGUCACAUGGGCCAGGAGCUCGGUGUUGCUGGAGGAAGGGGACAAGUACAGCUUCAGCGAGGACGGCGCCGAGAUGACCAUCAGGGACGUGCGCAAGCUGGACGAGGGAGAGUACACUUGCAUCGCCUCCAACAAGGCUGGGAAGAGCGACCAGGAGCUCAGCCUCAGGGUGUUUGUGAAGCCCAAGAUCACAUUCCUGGAGAACCAGACCACCACAGAGAUGGAGGAGCAGAUCGCCCUCACCUGCGACGCCACCGGAGACCCCACCCCCACCAUCACCUGGAGCUUCGGCCAACGCGUCUUCACCGAGGGAGAGCAGGCCUCAUGGACUCGGACAGAGGAGCAUAAGAGCUCGGACGGGAACGUGGUGGUGCGGAGCGACGCACGGGUCUCCUCGCUCACGCUGAAGUACGCCCAGUACACGGACGCCGGCCAGUACGUCUGCACCGCACGCAACGCCAUCGGACACGACUCACAGUCCAUGUUCCUGGAAGUCAGAUGUAAGAGUCACACCCUCACACACACACACACACACACACCGGCCAGUAUGUCUGCACCCCGCACGCAACACCAUCUGGCACAACACACAGGCCAUAUACCUAGAAUUUUGAUGGAAGAGUUACGCUCACUCAUACACACUCACACACACACAUACAUCUAACAUAAACACACCUAACAUA
This is a messenger RNA of Clupea harengus (Atlantic herring), 1135 nucleotides long. RefSeq names its product neural cell adhesion molecule 1-like (gene ncam1b). Lineage: Eukaryota; Metazoa; Chordata; Actinopteri; Clupeiformes; Clupeidae. The record is from RefSeq and is a predicted model, not a curated record. Gene Ontology annotation, cellular component: axon; neuronal cell body; plasma membrane. Gene Ontology annotation, molecular function: protein binding; axon guidance receptor activity. The transcript has 8 exons. Gene Ontology annotation, biological process: synapse organization; homophilic cell-cell adhesion. The coding region runs from base 1 to 1116 and encodes 371 amino acids.